Messenger RNA from Ornithorhynchus anatinus (platypus), 4267 nucleotides. It is a transcript of the gene SH3PXD2B, whose product is annotated as SH3 and PX domains 2B. The transcript has 13 exons. The coding region runs from base 206 to 2893 and encodes 895 amino acids. The record is from RefSeq and is a predicted model, not a curated record. Gene Ontology annotation, molecular function: superoxide-generating NADPH oxidase activator activity; phosphatidylinositol binding; protein binding. Gene Ontology annotation, biological process: superoxide anion generation. NCBI's taxonomy places the organism in Eukaryota, Metazoa, Chordata, Mammalia, Monotremata, Ornithorhynchidae.
UCUGCAGCCUGGGGACUGGGGGAGACGCCGGCUCGGCACGGCUCGGCCCGGGUCCAAGGAAGAGGGAGGGAGAGAGGGCGGAGGUUGGCACUGUCGGUGCCCGUCCCGAUCCCGGUCCCGGCUGCGGGUGCAUGCGGAGGGAGAGGCCGAGCCGGGCCAGGCCGGGCCGAGCCGAGCCGGGCCGGGCCGGGGAAGGGAGGGAGCCAUGUCCCGGCGCAGCAUCGUCGAGGUGAAGGUCCUGGACGUGCAGAAGCGGAGGGUGCCCAACAAGCACUAUGUCUACAUCAUCAAAGUUACGUGGUCAGGUGGCCCCACGGAAGCCAUUUAUCGACGGUAUAGCAAGUUCUUCGACUUACAGAUGCAGAUGUUGGACAAGUUUCCAAUGGAAGGUGGCCAGAAGGACCCCAAACAAAGGAUCAUCCCCUUUCUGCCUGGAAAAAUCCUCUUCCGUCGAAGUCACAUCCGAGAUGUAGCAGUGAAACGUCUGAUCCCCAUUGAUGAGUACUGUAAGGCCCUGAUCCAGUUACCCCCCUACAUCUCUCAGUGCGAUGAGGUCCUCCGCUUCUUUGAGACGAGACCGGAAGACCUGAACCCCCCAAAAGAGGAGCACAUCGGAAAGAAGAAAGCUGGGGGAGAUGGAGGCUCAUCUGACCCCAUGGUGCUGGAACAAUAUGUGGCAGUGGCAGAUUACCAGAAGCAAGAGAGCUCGGAGAUCAGCCUGGCAGUAGGGCAGCUGGUGGAUAUCAUUGAGAAAAAUGAGUCCGGUUGGUGGUUUGUUAGCACUGCCGAUGGGCAGGGCUGGGUCCCUGCCACCUGCUUGGAGGGUCAGGAUGGAGCCCAGGAGGAACUGGCCCUGCAGCCUGAAGAAGAGGAGAAGUACACAGUGAUUUACCCGUACACGGCUCGAGAUCAGGAUGAAAUUAGUUUGGACAGAGGGGCCACGGUGGAAGUGAUGCAGAAGAACCUGGAGGGCUGGUGGAAGAUCAGGUACCAGGGGAAAGAGGGCUGGGCCCCAGCCUCCUACCUGAAGAAGGGCAGUGGAGAACCCUUCCCGCCAAAGCUGGGCUCUGGUCCUUCGGCCCAGUCUUGUGCCCUCGACCUGGAUGGCACAUCCUGGCAACAGAAUUCAACCAGCCGAGAGAAGGAUGGCCUCAACAACCAGAGAGAUGGAAAGCUGGAUGGGCGCCAGGGCUCGGAUGGGGAUUUCAAACGAAGGUCUCCGAAGAUGAGGCAGAGACCCCCUCCUCGCCGAGACCUGACUAUACCCCGUGGCUUGAACCUGCCAAAACCCCCCGUCCCACCCCAAGUGGAGGAGGAAUACUACACCAUCGCGGACUUCCAGACCACCAUUCCCGACGGCAUCAGCUUCCAGGCAGGGCUUAAAGUCGAGGUGAUCGAGAAGAACUCGAGCGGCUGGUGGUACAUCCAGAUAGAGGAAUCGGAGGGCUGGGCUCCGGCAACCUUCAUCGACAAGUACAAAAAGACCAGCAACGCCUCAAGACCUAACUUCUUAGCCCCUCUGCCCACCGAACUGGCCCAGCUCCACCUGGGGGAGGCCGGGGUGGAGAACCACGUCAACAGCAACUGCGUCGAAGCCACCGGCCCGGCCCGGCCGCUCCCCGAAGCCCCGCACAACGGUCUGGAUUCUGGGGCGGGGUGGGCCAGGGACUGGAAGGGGAAGCAGCCGCCCUGGAACGCCUCCGCCGCCACGUCGGGCUUGGCCGGCUACGAGGAGAUCUCCGAUCCCGACGCAGAGGAGAAGCCCAGCCUGCCCCCACGCAAGGAGUCCAUGAUCAAAUCGGACGGGGAGAUGCAGGAGAGGGAGCGGCAGAGGCUUGACCAGCUCAAGGGACCCCCGCCGAAGCCCCCCGGGAUGAUUUUGCCGAUGAUCCCACCCAAGCACGCUCCCCCGACCAAGGACGGCAAGAAGCCGGAGCCGAAAUCUGAGAAGGGCAAGCUGUUCCAGCUGAAAAAUGAAAUGGGACUGGAGUGUGGGCACAAGAUAUUGGCCAAAGAGGUGAAGAAGCCGAACCUCCGGCCCAUCGUCAAGUCCAAAGCGGACGCGUCCGAGGACAAGCCCGAGCCCCCCGCCCCCAACCCCUUCUUAAAAUCCAAACCUCAGGUCAGGCCCAAACCGGGGGCUUCCCCCCGGACGGAACCCUCUCAGCCAGUGGACAUUUCCCACCUCCGGAGCAAGCUGCGGCCCGCCAAGUCUCAGGAGAAACCCGUGGAGGAGGAGACCCCCCCAGAUGGCCCUGCCAACAGCCCACCGCUCACGGGGGAAGCUCCCAACAGGGCUCAGGAGCGAGCUCCGGCCGACCCCAAGGUACCCCCGAAGCCGGACGUCCCCGUGCCGAAGGAGGCUCCCCCGAGACCUCCUCCGGGGUCAGCCAAGCCUGUUGACCCUGAGCUCAAAGGUGGACCGGGCCCCCAGCAGAGACCAGUGGUGCCUCCCCGGAGACCCCCACCUCCAAAGAAGACCACCCGGCCCCUGCCGGAAGUCAAGGGGCAGCAGCGAGAGGGGCAGGACACCAAGGCUACGGGGACUCCAGGUCGACCCAUGCUGGUUCCUCCAAAAGCCAAACCAUUUCUGAAUGCCCUGGAGGAGACCAGGGGGAAGGGUGGCCUGGGGCCCAAGGGGCCGGGCAAGACCGGGGAGGCCAGGGAGAAGCCCGGCUCAGCUCCCGUCCCCCACGCAGAGGUCCCCAGAGAUGCCUUGUACGUAGCCCUGGCUGACUUCGAAGGCGAUGAGGAGACCAGCGGUUUCCAGGAGGGGACGGUGUUUGAGGUGCGGGAGAAGAACAGCAACGGCUGGUGGUUCUGCCGGGUCCUGAGCGGGGCCUCCUCGUGGGAAGGCUGGAUUCCUUCCAACUACCUGAGAAAGAAGCCAUAGUGCCCACCUCUCCCCUCUCACUCCUCCACCUCUUCCUGGCCGUGGGUCCCUUCCCCGGGGCUCUGCCCAGGUAUUUAAUUCUCUUCCUAAUUUAUGGUUUCUCAUAAGGCUUUAACCAAGGAUGAGGCUGGAGGGCUCUGAGUUGGGGUUUUUUUCCAUGCGUCUCCCAGAGGGCUAAGAUGGUGAGGCGCGGAGUUUUCGUGCUGAGCCGGUGUCUCUGAGGCCAGCCUCGUUGCCAGCUCCAUUUUGGAAUGGCCUUCCCAAGGUCAACAGGCACCGGCUCUGCGGGACCUCGGGGCGGCUUGUGACCCCGUAGCAGAGAUCUUGGCCGGAGAUGCUCAGUAGAGGAGUUGGAAGUUAGAGGUCUUGCCUUGGGGUUUUGGCAGCUGGCCGGGGAAGACCAGGGAGGGACUUAACCCGACUUUCCCCACAAGCCCCUCCAGCCCACAGCUUUGGUGCCUUCCAGAACUCCCCUGUCACCCCCAGGGGCUGCCCUAUCCCCAAAGUCUCGGGGAUGACCCCACAGAGAGACCACAAUUUUCACCAGUCGGGGACAUCCCGGGCCAUAAGAUAUCCAGUCUUUCCCCACUCUGGGUACGCCCGCCCUUGCACCUAAGGCAAAGAUGUCUGUCCCGUCGGGAGACCCUCUGCCUCUCCGUUACUUGGGAGCAGCGCUGGGGCUGGGGAUAAAUUCUCCUCCUUCCUGCAGCUCCCCGUUCCUGCCCCCUCCUUACUCCUUGCUUUCCUCAGGGCCGCCGCCCUCAUCAUCCUGGUUCUGGGCUGGGUGGAGCUGGCGGGAGGGAGAGAUCACAGGGUGAGUCCACUUAGGCCUCCAGUUCCAUACCAGAAUGGACCAAGGCGAGACCUGGCCAGCCUGAGAGUCCCCUGACAGCAUCGCCCUCCCGCUGCCCUGCAGGCUCUGGAAAUAAUGAUGCCUUUGUGGAAUCGGCGAAAAACCCAGGCCCUCAGGAAAAUGAGCUGUGCUGAACUCCUCAGGUCCUGGCUUGGUACCCGUCAAGAGGCAUACGCCACGUUCUCUGGGAUUUGACUUGACGUCAGAGGGAAAAGUUGUGCCUUUUGGACCCUACCUGCUUCCUCCUAAAAAACCUGUCCCCCCUGCAGUCUACCAUAGAGAAUUUGUCUUCCUAUCUUACUUGGGGUCUAACCUGUUUUUCGCAUUCUCUGCCAUGUCUAUUGGGUUGUGCAUCGUGCUUCUGGAGACUUUCUUCCUUGGUCCUUUCUCCCUGGAAGGACCUGCAGCUGGUGAGAUCCGGUCCCUGCUCAGAACACACUCCCUCUAGGGCUGGAUGCCUGACCUGGCCCUCAGAGCAGAGGGCAGCUAAUGGCGGUGGGUAUUAAAUUUGCCCAAUAUUA